GAAAUAACUUUACUCAUUGGAGCUGAAUAAAUUCUUGACCAAUCGUCGCCGUGAGAUUAUUCAUUUCCUGUUAUGGCGGCAUCCUUGUUUCACAAAUAAGAUAAAAGCACAAGAUGCCAAGAGCAAACAAAAGAGGUGCAGCUGAAAGUUCAGGUCCAGCUCGCAGAAGCUCAAGGACUCCAGCUAGGGCUGAGCCUGAACCAGUGAAAAAAGCCAGAGGAGCAUCAGCUUCCAGUGAUGCAAGUCCAGCUAAAGCCACUAGGAAGGCAAGCCCAAGUCCUGCACCCACUGGCAGAGGAAGAAGUGCAAAGGCAGCUUUAAAAGGACAAGGAGAUGAAUCAACACCCACCAAAGGUCGUGUAACAAGGGCUGUUGUGAAAGAAACGGAGGAAGAGACUGGUACAAGUAGGGGAAGGUCAUCUACUCGUAAAACUGACAAGCCAAAGGAAGAUCCACCAGCAAGGACAGGCAGAGGAAAGUCAACAGGAACGCCAAGUAAAGCAAAAGCCACACCUAAAGGUGGACGUGGCAGGAGUGCAAGGGGUAGGGGUAAAAAGGAAGAGCCCGCUGAAGAAGAGGAUGAUGAUGAUGAUGAGGAGGAGGAAGAAGAAGCAGAAGGAGAAGAAGAGGAGGAGGAAGAGCCUGAGCCUCCCAAGAAAGCAACACCCAGAGGUCGAGCUAAGACUCCAGCUAAAAGUCCUGCUAAAGCCAAAACACCAAGCCCGAGUCCUGCUAAGAAAUCUCCCAAAACAACACCUAAGCCUGCAGCAUCAAGAAGUCGUAGUAGAGGAGGUAAGAAAGAAGAGAUUCCUUCACCACAGGUCGUACUGGAGAAGAUGGAUACCUCUGAUGUAAUGGAAAGUAAAGAAAGCCAGGAAGCUGCAACUGAGAAGUCACCUGAAGUAGAGGUCAAAAGUCCUCGUGGAAGGCGAGCCAAGGCAGUAGAAAAACCUUCACCUUCUCCUUCAUCUAGGCCGGCAAGGUCAAGGAGGGGUACUCCAAAAAAAGAGGAAGAAAAUAGUGAAGAAUCUGUAGAAAAAGCUGAGGAAGAGCAAGAAAGUUCUAAAGACACAGAAGAACCCAAGGCAGAUGAAAAAGUUGAUCAAGAGCCAGAAAAAACAGAGGAACAAAUGGAAGAGGGAGUGAAGGAAACUUCUGAAAAAUCGGAAGAAGAAAAAGAAACAAAAGAAGAUGAGACAACAGAACCUCAAGAAGACAGUGCCGAGGAUUUGCCAAAAGAAACACAGCCUGAUGAAAAAGAAGACAAAGAAAAAUCAUCUGAAGAACCACCUACAGAACAGGUCCCAGAUGAACCUGAGACAGCAAAGGAAUCUCAGGAAGUGGAGAAAGCUGAGGAACAAAAACCAGAACAAAAACUGGAAGUUCCAACUAUUAAUAUCGAGGCAGCCUCAGAUGCUGUGGAAAUAUCGGAUGAAGAUACUGCAUCUUCACUUGUUGCUGAACCAGCACUAUCAGAAGCAGUUCAGAUAUCAGACGACUCACAAUCUGUCCCUGAAGAAGCAGUUGUAGUCCCAGACGAAGAACCAGUUCAGUCUGAACCAAUUGCAGUUGAUGAAACUCCAGUACCAGUUCAGAACUCUGUCACUAAUGAACCAGAAGUUAUGGAAGUUGAAUCUAAUCAGUCUGUGGAGCCAGUAUGUACUGAUGGUAAUCUAAAUGGACAACCAGAAUCAAGAAAAAGGAAAAUAGAUGAUGUUGAGGAAUCUGAACAAGAGAAUGUAGAAGCUAAAAAAGCAUGUGUCGCAGAAGAACAGGUUGUUCAAGAAAACGGGGAAACUUCACAACCUUCUGAAAAGGAAAAUAGUGCACAAGUUACACAAUAUAUGGAUGAUGUAACAACACGCAGCACGGAAGAUGAUUAUGUGAUGGUUAAUAAAGCUGAUGUGCCAGACAGCAAUAGUAAAGAAGUUCUCGACAGCUUACCACAACAGACAUCAGAUAGUGUUCAAUCAAAAAUAGACAGUAUUGGAAAACUAGGACCUUUAUAUAAUAGGAAGUUUAUUCAAAAUCCGUCGUUUAAGGCUGAAAGUAGUGACUCUUCUAAACAAUUUACUGUUGUUAGUUACAAUAUAUUAGCCCAGUGCCAUUUGGAAAGAAAUGACUAUUCAUUUACACCUUCUGAAUUUCUUUCAUUGGAGAAGCGUCACCAAAAAAUGAUGUCGGAGUUUCAAUAUCUAGAUGCUGAUGUAGUGUGUUUACAAGAAGUUGAACCAAAAUACUUUGAACAGCUGCUUCAACCUGCAAUGUUAAGCCUUGGUUAUUCAGGAAUAAUGAAAAAGAGAACUCAAGAAUAUUUUGAUGAAGGAGAAGCAACAUUUUGGAAAAACAGUAGAUUUGCAUUAGUGAAAAGUGAAACCAGCAGCUUAGCAACACUUGCAAACAAGGAAGUUGAAGAUGCAAGUUUGGAUUCCGGUGUCAAAGCUUCAGUUCAGAAAUACAUGGAUAAACCUGAUGUAGUGGUUCUGACACAACUCAAAUGUAACUUUACUAAUAAUGUUGUUACUGUUGGAAAUAUUCAUGUACAGUGGGGCAAAAUGGAAGUCCCAGAUAUACAAUGUAUUCAGAUAUCAUGUGCCAUAAAAGCUUUAUUAAACUUAGCUGAAAGUGAUAGUAAUCCUCAUAUUUUAUGUGGUGACUUUAAUUCCGAGGCCACCAGUCCUGGAUAUCAGCUUGUUUUGGAAGGCUUCCUGUCAGAUGACAUGAUUGACCAGCUACAAAGUAUAGAAAAUGUUGACAUGCCUGAUGGAAGUAAGAAAGCUUUAUUCAAUCAGCUGUACAGAGCAUUCCAACAUCCAUCAUCAAAUAUUAAAAGUUCUUAUUUAUCAACACAGGGAACUGAACCAACAGUAACAAGUUAUAAUCGAGUGAUGCGGGCUGCUGUGGACUAUAUAUUUUAUAGUGCUGGCAGUUUGGAUAAUGUUGGUGUGCUGGAGGUGGCAUCAGAAGCAGCCAUUACAGAAACAGGUGGCAUACCAAAUGCCACUUUCCCAUCAGAUCAUGUCUCCAUCAAAUCAACACUGUCAUUCAAAUAAGUCAUAAGAAUCACCAGCCAUUGUUGAUAUCAAAGUUGUACAUAAACAUUUAGUCAUUUUAACAGUGACAGUUACAUGGAAUGGAAUAGUUUAAAUAAUAGGUGUUUAUUUUUGAACAUGGUUCAGGGCUGUGAAUGCAUGUGACUGUUAACUGACAAAGAUAUUGGUUUUAUUCAUAGAUGGCAUCUAAAAUGUAAUUCAGGUUAUGUUAUUAAACUUUUAACCAGUUGCAGUUGUAUUUUUUCAGGAGCAUACCACGGGAGGGCUUUUUUUCUGUGUAAUUCAUGUACAUACAAGUAUUUUUUAUCUAGAUCCACUUUCAUUAUCUAUGACAGGAUCUGAUACAUGUAGAAAUUUCAUAGGUUUUAUUUUCAAAUUUCAUAGAUGUACAAUUUUUUCCAUCGAACAUUUGUAAAAAUAAAUAUUUCUUUUAUUAAGAUCAAAUUCAUAGUAGAUGAUCUCAAAAAAGCGUAAGAUACAUAUUCUUUCACAUAUAUCUUAAUAUAUUUCAUCAAUUUGGUGCAAAAUUGGAUAACAACAUUAAAUGUAGGCAAAUCAUUCGAACAAGAAGAAGUCCCAUUAGAUUUAAGAAGCAAUAUAUUAGGUUUACCACAAUCAUUGCAAUUUAUAGGAGAAUUAGUUCUUUUGUAGUUUAAAUAUGGAAAAUAUACAAUUGGUGAUCAAACACCAAUUAUUCAUACAUGCUUUACGCACAUUCAUUAAAUGAUGUUUUAUACAAUCACUCUUAUAGUUCCAUAUUUAAAUUCCUCAAGUAGUCUUUCUAGAAAUAUAACUACAGUUUAUUAAAAUAAUUGUAAAUAAAUAAAAAGUUUUUUUCCCGUAGGAUUUUUUGUUUAUUUCGGUCAUAUUGGCAGCUGAAAUUUUUUCCCCAUCAUAGUUCAAGACCACAAGUCAUUAAAAGCAUCUUUGAUGGUCUCUUAAAUUUUAGGUACUCAGAAACUUCUUAAAAAAAAAUGACUAAAAUAUCAAGUGUAGAGUUUUCAUUUGUUAUCACCAACAUAAUUAUAUCAUAUUGUCAACUUGUUUUUAUUAAAUAUAAAAUGAGACUGGGAAAAUACAACAGCUUGAUGUAUUAUCUGUUCUCAUAUUGACAGCAGAUAAGUGAAAAUUUGACUCGGCAAAAGUAGAAAAGUUUAGCUCUGAUCAGACAAGACAAUAAAAAAACAAAAUCAUAUAUCUUAAACAAGGAUGUAAAAAGCUGGUUGCAGUGUAUAGUAUAUGUAUAUGUUCCUAAUUGGGUUUGUUUUUUGGUUGACUCACAAUUUAAUAAAUAAAUCUAUGUAUACUUUGGUUGUAAAUUAUACAAGAAAUUUGUCUGUUGGAAGAAAAAGUCUGCAAUCCAGAUAAAUUUGUGUUAAUAUUUAAGAAAACUUCCAAUGUUUGGAGAAAUACAAUCUUGUUGUCUGUACAUAAUUAGUAUUGUGCAAAAAUAUAUAUUUGAGUUUUAUGAUGUCUCCCAUAUUUUUAUCAUCCAUAUAUUUUAACAUUAAACAGAAUUUUCAUGUAUCAGUUGUUUAGGUUUUGUUACAGAAAACUUUGUAGUUCACAUUUUAACGUGUAUUUUAUACUUGUUCAUGUUACUUGUUUUAGAAAGUUCAAUUGUUCUUAAGGAAAUGUUAGUAUUUAUAAUGAUAAACUCAUGUGUGUAAAUAUUUGAAGUUCAUGUACUUUUUAAAAAGUUUGGGGUUCUUUUUCUCAAUUUUGUGUGUGUGCAAAUUUGUAAGAAUGCAAAAUGCAAAGUUUUAAAGACAUUAUAAAUUGUAUGACAAAUUUACAAAGUUUUGAUCAUUUUAUUAAAAAAAAAACACAUUACUAUGGGGGUGAUAAACAGCCUUGACUCCCCAUGAGGGUUCCACCUGGUUGGAUACAAAAUAAUUUAAUAUUAAUAAAUGUACAAAUAGGAUAUAUUUUAUUCAAAUUGUUUAAAAUCCCUUGUCAUGAUAAAGAGCAUCAUAUAAAAAUGCAAUCUUGGUAGAGACUUUGAUUUCUGGGCAUCAUUUUUGAAAAGUCAAAGUUUGACUUGCAUCAAAUUUUCGUUCAGAUUUUAUACAUGCAAAAUUUCUGUCAUGAGUAAGACGAGGAUUAAAUUUAAAUUUAAUUCCAUUUAAACAACCAUUAAAUCUUAUUUGAUACAUCUAAGUCUUAAAGAUAUCUGAAUGACAUGUACAGAUAUUAUUUAUAUUAAUGGGUAAGGACAACAUUUGUGUAAAUAAUCAUCGUAUAUGUUUUAACAUACUAUUCACAUCUUAACUUCAUGCUUAUAAAAGUGUACCUUUCUUUAGAGUUUGUCUAAAACAUGCCCUUCUUUUGGAGCAACUGAAAAAAUAGCAUUCUUUUGAAUUAUAUUAUUUAGAAUAUGCCCUUUUUUAGAGCCACAAAAAUGUACUUUUCAAUUAGUAUGUCAAGUGUAGCUUUAUUACUGUCAACAUCUCAGAAGUUCCUUUUCUUUAGUGGAAAUCAAAAAUUACCUCCCUUUGAGUUCAGCUAAGGGUUGUACCUGUCUAUUUGUUAGUUCACCUCCCAUUUUCUGGAAACUUGAUUUAUACUGCGGGACAAUCUUGAUGUUGAUUAGGUUUUGGGGGCUAGAACAAUCUUCUUACAAGAAAGUGCUGUUAGAAUAAGAUCUUUCAAUUUCCGCCUGUUCAAAAAGACCCUUCCUAUUUACAGUAGUAAUCAGGUUUUAAGUCCAACUUAAAAAUUAAUUGAAGUUUUGUGAAUAUGAAAUUGUAUUUAUGUUUUUUUUGUAACCAUGCUGCUUCUAUUGUUAUAUAAGUUGCUUUAAUGGUUCUUGAUAUUAUAAAGAUGUUUCCGUUGUAAGGCGUACCGGUAUUAAGUCAGUCAGGUGGGGUACGAUGAAUUAUAAAAUUGAGGUAGAUAUUAUAUAUUCAAGUUGUGCAUUUAUAGACAUCAAUGCUUCUUGCUUUUCUCUUUGUCCUCCCUUAAGUUUAUGUUUUAUAGGUACCAGAGAUGUGAAUGGUAUUUCCAUUAAUAAAAUGUUUUCCAUCGACUGUCAGAAGAAAUUGUUUCUUUGUUGAUUUUUGAAAAUCAACAUUAGAAUAUGUUUUGUAAGGAAAACAUUUAAUUUACUUGUUCACUUUUAGAGUUCUUGUCUCAUUAAUUUGGAGGUUGUUUCCACAUUUUUCUUAUAACUUUAAAAUAUAAAUUUACUAAAAUCUACAUCUUACCAAAUAAUCUUGACUUAAGAAAUAUAACGUUUGGAAAACAAAGUAUUAAACUACUCUGGGAUGUUACAAGCCUUAUGCCAGGGUGUUUUUAAACAGCAGUUUUGAAAGUAGUCUCAGUUUUUAUUAUAAAAAACAGUGUAUUGACAGUUUUGACAAACUAACAUAUGGAAUGAAGACAUUGUUGUUGGAAAGUCUAUUAAUAGGUUUUAAACUUAAAUAAGGUUUGAUCUGAAUGUUACUUGAAGAACUGAUGUGGAAAUAGUGCAUUAUUUGUAGAACUUUAAAAGUCAAUAAGUAAUUAAACAUUUCAUCACUUGUACAGAAAAUUAUUUUAGAAAUCUAGAUAUCUAUUUGUUACAAAGAUGUUUGAUGGUAAUGCCAUUAUGUAACCAAUUACACAAUUAAAAAGCAUCUUACUAAA
Molecule: messenger RNA, 6680 nt
Organism: Mytilus trossulus (common blue mussel)
Lineage: Eukaryota; Metazoa; Mollusca; Bivalvia; Mytilida; Mytilidae
Product: nucleolar protein dao-5-like
Exons: 10
Coding region: 114-3053 (979 amino acids)
Biological process (GO): nuclear-transcribed mRNA poly(A) tail shortening
Cellular component (GO): nucleus; cytoplasm; CCR4-NOT complex
Molecular function (GO): poly(A)-specific ribonuclease activity
Source: RefSeq, a predicted model, not a curated record